Sphenostylis stenocarpa is the source of this 1143-nucleotide messenger RNA. The record is from the annotation of a GenBank genome assembly. Lineage: Eukaryota; Viridiplantae; Streptophyta; Magnoliopsida; Fabales; Fabaceae.
AUGACUUCAAAGGCAUCCACCAAUAACUUGGUCAUUUUUACUCUUGUAUUGCUUUGGCUGAUCGGUUCAAGUCACACCAAGUGUGAUUUCGAGGCAAUUUUCAACUUUGGAGAUUCAAAUUCAGAUACUGGGGGCUUUUGGGCAGCAUUUCCUGCACAAUCUGGUCCCUUUGGAAUGACUUACUUCAAGAAACCAGUAGGAAGGGCAACAGAUGGGAGACUCAUAGUUGAUUUUCUUGCUCAAGCUCUUGGAUUGCCAUUUUUGAGUCCAUAUUUGCAAUCAAUCGGAUCUGAUUACACACAUGGAGCUAAUUAUGCUACAUUGGCAUCAACUGUGCUUCUACCCAAUACUUCUUUGUUUGUCACUGGGAUCAGCCCUUUCUCUCUUGCUAUCCAGCUCAACCAAAUGAAACAAUUCAAAACCAAGGUUAAUGAAGUACAUGAACAAGGAUCCAAGCUUCCUUCACCAGAUAUAUUUGGAAAAUCUCUUUACACAUUCUAUAUUGGCCAAAAUGAUUUUACUUCCAACUUAGCGGCCAUCGGCAUCGGUGGAGUGCAACAAUACCUCCCUCAAGUUGUUUCACAAAUUGCUGCUACAAUUAAGGAGUUGUAUAAUCUUGGAGGACGUACAUUUUUGGUUCUUAAUCUUGCACCAGUGGGAUGCUACCCUUCAUUCUUGGUGGAGCUUCCUCAUAAUAGUUCAGACAUAGAUGAAUUUGGAUGCUUGGUUUCUUACAACGAUGCGGUAGUGAAAUACAAUAAUAUGUUGAAGGAGUCACUGAGACAAACAAGAGAAAGUCUUUCUGAUGCUUCUGUCAUUUAUGUGGAUACUCACGCAGUUCUGUUAGACCUCUUCCAGCAUCCCACUUCUCAUGGGCUCAAGUAUGGUACGAGAGCUUGUUGCGGAUAUGGAGGGAGUGACUACAAUUUCAAUCCUAAAGUCUACUGUGGAAAUUCCAGAGUGAUAAAUGGAAGCAAAGUGACAGCAACUGCAUGCGAUGACCCCUACAACUAUGUGAGCUGGGAUGGAGUUCAUGCCACAGAAGCUGCAAACAAGCUUACUACCUUUGCCAUUCUUAAUGGAUCCUACUCUGAUCCCCCUUUUCCAUUUCAGGAACAUUGUGAUCUUCAACCUAUAGGUUGA